AUGGCCGACGGUUUCGAAAAAGCUCUUGAAGUCCCAGUUGACUUUGUCAAGGACGGUUCCGCCUUUGUUCGUAAAUGUACCAAGCCAUCUCAAAAAGAAUACGUUCAAAUCAUCAAGGCUGUUGGUGCUGGUUUCAUUGCCAUGGGUGUCAUUGGUUACGGUAUUAAGUUGGUUCACAUCCCAAUCCGUUACUUGAUUGUGUAA
Messenger RNA from Saccharomycopsis crataegensis, 204 nucleotides. RefSeq names its product translocon subunit SSS1 (gene SSS1). The record is from RefSeq and is a predicted model, not a curated record. Gene Ontology annotation, cellular component: membrane; Ssh1 translocon complex. Gene Ontology annotation, biological process: protein targeting; post-translational protein targeting to membrane, translocation. Gene Ontology annotation, molecular function: transmembrane protein transporter activity. The transcript is spliced from 2 exons. Lineage: Eukaryota; Fungi; Ascomycota; Saccharomycetes; Ascoideales; Saccharomycopsidaceae. Bases 1 to 204 code for a protein of 67 amino acids.